This is a messenger RNA of Coccomyxa subellipsoidea C-169, 1925 nucleotides long. RefSeq names its product NAD(P)-binding protein. NCBI's taxonomy places the organism in Eukaryota, Viridiplantae, Chlorophyta, Trebouxiophyceae, Coccomyxaceae. Gene Ontology annotation, cellular component: mitochondrion. The record is from RefSeq and is a predicted model, not a curated record. The coding region runs from base 1 to 1737 and encodes 578 amino acids. The transcript has 13 exons. Gene Ontology annotation, molecular function: oxidoreductase activity; zinc ion binding.
AUGGAUUGGUCCUGGAAGACAGCACUCGUGACAGGGGGAGGAUCGGGCAUUGGCAGGCAUAUCUCCCUCGCUUUGGCUAAGAAAGGUUGUAAAGUGACGGUGGUGGAUAUCAGUGAAAAUGCUGCUUCAUCCACGGUGAGGCACACGAUCAUCCAUUCUUCGAAGCAGCGUGGAGGAGAGGCAGAGGCAGCACAGUGUGAUGUGAGAGAUGACUCAGCACAGCAGGCGGUGUUCGAGUUCCACCACCGCAAUUUCGGGCGACUUGACUUUGCCAUCAUCAAUGCUGGUAUCUUUGAGAAAGGGGACUUUGUGGAAUCUGAGGGUACUGACUGGCAGACAACGCUGGACAUCAAUCUGAGGAGUGCCCUGGUGGGCACGCGGUUGGCUGCCCAGACCAUGAUCGGGCAGCGCACAAAAGGGGUCAUUCUGCUCAUGGCGUCUGCAGGCGGCCUCUUUCCCAUGCCCAUUGCGCCAGUGUACGCAGCUUCAAAGGCGGGUUUGGUGCAUUUCACGCGCUCGAUCGCGCCAAAGUUGGCGGGACAGGGGGUGCGGCUGUGCGCGGUUGUUGAGCCAGAAGCCUGCGCUGCUUGGGUUGCUGGAAGGCAUGGGUACAAUAGUCAGGGACUUUUGCAAUUGGCAAGCUCUGACAGCAUACAAUCAUCAAGAGGAAAGGUUGUAAAAUUGUGCCCAUGCAAUAAAAUCCUGGCUCCUGUGCACACAUUGUCGACAGACUUCCGGGCGGCUACGCGGAUAGCGCGUGAGCCGCUGCCGCCGCAGCUGCCGCCGGGGCACAUUCUGGUGAGGCGUGCCUAUGCGGGAGUCAACGCCUCCGACCUGAACUACACCGCCGGCCGCUAUUUCGGCAGCGCCGCGGCGGCCGAGAAGCGGCUGCCGUUCGACGCUGGCUUUGAAUCUGUCGGCGUCGUUGCAGCACUCGGCCCGGGGCUGAGGGUGGGGGAUCCAGUGGCGGAGAUGGCGUACGGGGCGUUCAGCGAGUGGGGCAUCGUGCCGGCCAAGCAUGCGAUGCCCGUGCCUGUUCUGGCGCCCGAGGUUAUUGCGCUGCUCACCUCCGGCCUCACUGCCUCCAUCGGGCUGGAGCAGAUGGGGCGGAUGAGGGGCGGGGAGACAGUGUUAGUAACAGCGGCGGCCGGUGGCACGGGGCAGUUUGUGGUGCAGCUGGCCAAGGCGGCAGGGAACACCGUCGUUGCCACGUGCGGCUCCGAUGACAAGGCCGCGUUGCUGCGGCGGCUGGGCGUAGAUCGCGUCGUGAACUACAGGAAAGAGAACCUGAAGGACGUCCUCAGACGGGAGUUCCCAAAGGGGAUCGAUCUGAUAUGGGAAAGCGUGGGCGGGGAGAUGUUCACGACCUGCUCGCGCGCUCUGGCACAGGGGGGCCGGCUCGUGGUCAUCGGCAUGAUGUCCCAGUACAGCGACGGCUGGGCGCCCUCCAAGGUGGCGCCGGGCCUGCCAGAGCUGCUGCUCUGGCGCAGCGCCACUGUGGCGGGCUUCUUCCUGCUGCACUACGCGGCGAUGUACAAGAAGCACCUCCAGAAACUGGUGGCCGCCUGGCGCGCUGGCAAGCUGCAUGUUGCUCUCGACUCUGGCAAGUUCAGGGGCUGCGAGCAGGUGCCCGCUGCCCAAGACAGGCUGCAGUCCGGGCAGAGCAUGGGCAAAGUGGUUGUUCAGCUGUCAGCCGAUCUGCCGCCCUCUUUGAAUGAAGCAACGGCCAAGCUGUGAGCAGAUGGGGAGGAGAAACUCUUGCCUGCAGCGUAGCCUUCAGUGAAUGUGAUCUCAUUGAAUUCAUAAACCUCAUGGAAUGGCAGAUAGGGAUAGCAAUGGGCAGGUGCUAAAACAUGCCCAGAACCGCAAUAAAGAUUGACUCGUAUGAACCGCCAUGACUUCUGGCAGCACUACAUCAGGAGAUG